This is a messenger RNA of Paramisgurnus dabryanus, 3293 nucleotides long. It is a transcript of the gene abhd12, whose product is annotated as abhydrolase domain containing 12, lysophospholipase. Gene Ontology annotation, biological process: phosphatidylserine catabolic process; monoacylglycerol catabolic process. Gene Ontology annotation, cellular component: endoplasmic reticulum membrane. Gene Ontology annotation, molecular function: monoacylglycerol lipase activity; phosphatidylcholine lysophospholipase A1 activity. Lineage: Eukaryota; Metazoa; Chordata; Actinopteri; Cypriniformes; Cobitidae. The record is from RefSeq and is a predicted model, not a curated record.
GUGAAAGGAAACUCGUUGGAAAUGCUUGUACUAGCAUAGCACGCGCCCUGUCAAAGCAUUUACAAUGAAAAUCAUCAAAAUGAACAGUGAUGCGAAAGCGGAAAGACAACGCAGAUCAUGAUAGCUCGUUUACUUCUUCAGUGCUGGAUGGCAGAUCCGAUCUAAAGCAUUGCAACAAAAACACAGAAGCUGCUUCAGAAGCAGAAGGUUCGGGGAAAGCGAUGCGAAGACGGUACAAGAGGGGUCUGAUGUGGAGGCUAAGGAGGAUACUAAUCUGGGUGCUGGGAAUUUACAUCGCCAUCCCUGUUAUUGUCAAACUCUGCCCAUCAAUACAAGCUAAAUUAGUCUUUUUAAACUUUGUGCGAGUACCGUAUUUUAUAGAUCUUAAGAGGCCGCUGGAUCAGGGGUUAAACCACACACAAAACUUCUACCUGCAGCCAGAGGAAGGAAUCAAUAUUGGCGUAUGGCAUACUGUACCCAUGGUGAUGUGGAGGGAGGCUCAGGGUAAAGAUGCUGAAUGGUUUGACAAAAGCUUCCAGUCCAAUCACCCUGUUAUCCUUUAUCUUCAUGGCAACGCAGGGACAAGAGGAGGGGAUCACAGAGUUCAGCUAUACAAGGUUCUCAGUUCAUUAGGCUAUCAUGUGGUCGCAUUUGAUUAUAGAGGUUGGGGUGACUCUGAGGGCAGCCCAUCAGAGAAAGGCAUGACGUCAGAUGCUCUUUAUCUAUACCAGUGGAUAAAGCAGCGGAUCGGCCAGAAGCCCCUCUACAUUUGGGGACACUCGCUGGGCACGGGAGUGGCCACCAACCUAGUGAGACGUCUAUGUGACAGGGGAACUCCACCUGACGCACUGAUUCUAGAGUCACCGUUUACAAAUAUCAGAGAGGAAGCGAAAAGCCACCCCUUUUCUAUGGUUUACAGAUUUCUACCAGGCUUUGACUGGUUCUUCCUUGAUUCUAUAACUGCAAACGACAUACGGUUUGCCAGUGACGAGAAUGUCAACCACAUAUCCUGUCCAGUUUUGAUUCUCCAUGCCGAAGAUGACACAGUUGUACCCUUCCAGCUGGGAAAAAAGCUUUAUGAUUUGGCCGCCCAAAGCAAGAGUUUGAACGGUCAUAACGUUCAGUUUAUUCCGUUCCCCGGCUCUCUGGGAUACAGACACAAAUUUAUCUACAAGAGUCCACAGCUACCAAAUAUACUCAGUGAUUUCCUCAGUACAGCGCAUCCGCACAUGUAGUGGAGAUCAAUUCACGUGACUGCCCUCUCUCACACACCAUCAGUCACACACACACAAUGUACUGUACAAUAUCUGCAUUGCGUACAUCAUGUGUACAUGCAUGGACUGAAGAUGCACUUAUAUAUUUUUUGCAUUCCUUUAUUUACAUAAAAGCUGGGGAGAAAGUAUCAUCUUUCAGAGAGUAACAGAGGGCCGGGCGAUUUGUUUUGCUGCCCCCCGUUAUCAUGGUAACAGAUCCGAAGACCCAGCUAGAGCACAGAGUAUGCAAAUUAUUAUGCUAAUAUGCAUAAAAUUAAUGCUUAGGUCACCUUCAAACUAAUAAAGAAGAAUGGGUUAAAUUUUAAUGGGGACUUUUCUAAGACCAGACUUGGAUCAAAGGGAUAAGCAGGACAGUGCAAUGCUAUGAUGUCAACUUGCCUGCUGAGAAAACUCACUUACUGACUAAGAUUUUAUUUUUACAAACAUAACAAAUCUGUUCGAAAAUAUGGACCUUAUUUCUAAAAUCCACUCAAUGUGAACAGUGAAAUGUUUUACGUUAAACAUGAAUAGUACAAUAAAUGUCAUUUGUUUUUCUUUUUCUCUUUUGAAUUAUGGAAUUUUGAAUUAUCUGAAUAUUGGCUGCAGGUUUGUGUGCUGCCUUGGCGUUUAAUCUUUUUUUAUUUGUAAGUGGAUAAACCAGAAAAUGUUAAAUGGGCAUUAGUCCACUGCAGCUUCUGUCUGUGUACCCUGCAUUGUUUGGCCGCCGGUAUACUUAUGCCACUCUAAAUGCUGCACAACUGCAGGCGAAAGUAAAUGAUUUCGUGAAAUGGGAAUUCCAUUUCCAAAUCCAAUGUGUAAUAUAAAUACAGUCAGUUACUAAUUUUAGAACAAUACUAGUUUGCAUGUUUGUUACUUAUAACAUGUUGCACUGUUGAAAGAGAGAUGGAAUGCAGAGUUUGUUUCCUUCUUUCUUUUUACAUAUUCUUUUAAAUGUAUAUCCAGACUUUGCACAUUCCAAAUAAAUAGAAAAAUCAAUAAUUCCAUAACAUGUUUACUAACAAUCAAAAACCUUAAUGUAAAUGUAAUAUUCGUAUAUAUAAAAAAAUUAUAUAAAAAACUUUAUUAGUAUAAAAUUACUUCAGUGCUCUUUAAGUCUUUGACAUAAAUUCUUUGACAUAAAAACUAGAUUGGCGACUGUCCAUUUUAAAAAUAUCAGCUGUUUUGGUUUUUAUUAGGCUCAUAUCCAGAUGCCUCAUAAAUAUUAAUUUUUAGUAUCUUUGCCAAUCCCUGAUUAGAUUAUGAGCAAAGUAUGUGAGGUCUCCAAAUGAAAUCAUUGUAUUUGAUCCAAAUAUCACUUUUUUGUAUCAUCAAUUAUGUGUUUUUAUUGUGAUGUGUUACUGUAAAAAAAGAUUUGUUGGUUUAAUUUAAAAAAUUAAGUUAUCUGAUUGCCUUGAGUCAAUUUAACUUAAUUUCUAGUUAUCUAAUAUUUUUAUGCAAAAAUAGUUGUCAAUUAAUAUUUUUAAGUUGGAAAAACUGUUAAAAUGUUAAGGCAACCAGGUAACAUAAUUUUAAGUUAAACCAACUUAUUACUAUUGGCAGUUUUUUUUUUUAAGGCAUUGUAUUGUAUUUAUAAACAUCAAAGGAAGGCAAUACCUACAUCAAGGACCUAGUUGGGCAAAUACUAAAUCAUGUUUGAGCAAUAAUGACAUUUUUGAUUUGCGUUAUUCUUUUGUCAUGUAAAUGUGAGAAAUAUAUUUUUGCACAAAGUGUGAUAACCAUCAUUGCAUAUGAUCUAUGUAAUGUGCAAAUGUAAUUCUCAACGUAAUACAGCCUUACUGAGAAUCUGAAGCUGCUGUAUUGUUGCCCUAUGUGUCAGGUUAUGUUUAUGUCAGAUGGUUAUUUUUCUGUAGGACUGAUAAUGGCAAGGUCGUGUGCAUGCAAGCCUCAGUAGUACUGUAAAUCGGGCUUUUUGUGCUGAAAUCUCAUGUUUAUAUGCUGCAAAUGUUCUUCCUAGAAAGAAACUGUAGCAUCAUGGUAGCUUAUUUCCAAAGUGUGUGUUUUUUUUUUGGGGGGGGGGGG